Molecule: messenger RNA, 2223 nt
Organism: Larimichthys crocea (large yellow croaker)
Lineage: Eukaryota; Metazoa; Chordata; Actinopteri; Sciaenidae
Gene: calr3b
Product: calreticulin 3b
Exons: 9
Coding region: 91-1365 (424 amino acids)
Biological process (GO): protein folding; ERAD pathway
Cellular component (GO): endoplasmic reticulum membrane; endoplasmic reticulum
Molecular function (GO): calcium ion binding
Source: RefSeq, a predicted model, not a curated record
CUGGAGCGACUCUAAAAUAUUCUCUUCUCCACAAUAUUCACACUCACGCUCAGCAAAGGACAUCGGCAGCAAGUGGAAAGCAGACCUGAGAUGGGGAAAAUGCAAGUGUUGGGUGUAGUUGCGGUGUUGUUGGCGGUGUACUGCGUCCAUGCAACGGUUUACUUUCGGGAGGAGUUUCUGGACGGUGAUGAGUGGAGAAGUCGCUGGAUAAACUCCAAACACAAAUCUGACUACGGAGAGUGGAAGCUGACGGCUGGAAACUUUUAUGGAGAUGCCGAGAAAGACAAAGGUCUGCAGACAAGCCAGGAUGCUCGUUUCUAUGCUGCCUCUGCCCGCUUUGACCCUUUCAGCAACGAGGGCAAGUCUCUGGUCAUUCAGUUUACAGUCAAGCAUGAGCAAAAGAUCGACUGUGGCGGCGGCUACGUGAAGGUCUUCCCCGCUGACUUGGAACAGACCGAGAUGCAUGGAGAAUCCUCAUACUACAUAAUGUUUGGCCCUGAUAUCUGUGGAUACAGCACCAAGAAAGUCCACGUCAUCUUCAAUUACAAGGGCAAGAAUCACCUCAUCAAGAAAGAAAUUAAGUGCAAGGAUGAUGAGCUGACCCACCUGUACACACUCAUCCUGAAUCCAGAUCAGACCUAUGAGGUGAAGAUUGACAACGAGAAGGUAGAAUCUGGCAGUCUGGAGGAAGACUGGGACUUCCUGCCCCCAAAGAAAAUUAAGGACCCCGAAGCCAAGAAGCCAGAGGACUGGGACGAUCGUGCCAAGAUUGAUGAUGCUGACGACACCAAGCCAGAGGACUGGGACAAAGCUGAAAACAUCCCAGACCCUGAUGCCAAAAAGCCUGAAGAUUGGGAUGAGGAUAUGGACGGAGAGUGGGAGCCACCCAUGAUCCCCAACCCAGAGUACAAGGGUGAAUGGAAACCUAAGCAGAUCGACAACCCCGACUACAAAGGAUCUUGGGUGCAUCCUGAGAUCGACAAUCCUGAAUACAGCCCUGAUUCAAACAUUUACAAGUUUGACAACAUUGGUGUCCUUGGUCUUGAUCUCUGGCAGGUGAAAUCUGGUACCAUCUUCGAUAACUUUGUGAUCACAGACGAUGUGAAGGAAGCAGAUGACAUUGCAAAGGAAACAUGGGGUGUGACAAAGGAACCAGAGAGAAAAAUGAAACAAGAGAUAGAUGACCUGAAACGAAAAGAAGAGGAGGAGAAGACCAAAGAACAAGAUACUGAAGCUGCUGAUGAGGAGGACGAGGAAGAAGAGGAGGAGGAUGAAGACGCAGAUGAGGAAGAGCCAAAGGAUGAGAUAGAGGAGGCACUUUCAGAAAUGGAGGAGGAGGACGUAAACCAGAAAGAUGAGCUUUGAGGAGGUGUGGCCAGAGAUUUUGUCUGUCCCUCCUUUAGAAACUCUGUCCUUUAUGUCCCAGGGGUAUUGUGGCUGCUGUGCAUCCUUUCCCUGAGAUUUGGACACAACCCAACUUGGGGGGGCAAAUGUAGUGUAGGGUGGCAAAUGGAUGUUAAUGGAUUUAGUUUCUCUAUCAUUUUGGUCAUGAUAUUACCCUGUUGCCCUUAAACUGCUGGAUUGAUUCUAAAGUUUUCCACCUAUAAAGUCCAUUCCUCAUUUUGUAAUAACAGAGAAUAAGGAGGCGCUGACAUCCAAUGUUUUCUUGAUUUUCUUGAUCUACUUUAUUUGCAGAGUUUACCAGAAACUGUGGUUUAAAAAAAAAAACAUGUGACAAAUUUGAAAUUUGCAGAGAAUACAAAUAAGCCAUUCGAGUUUUAGCCGUACUGUCCCCGAUGUAAGGUUUCUGUUGCAGCCUGGUGAAAUAUAAAACGCACGCAACUCAACAUACGAUACAUAAACUGUAAGACUCAAAUCACAAAAUACAGACAGAAAUCAAAACUGAUGUAAUGUAACUUAUUUUGGUUGUGUCUGUGGCACUGACUUCUUUUCCUUUCCACACUCUUUAAGGCAUAAUUGAAGUGUUUAGACCGAACUUUAAUCGUCAUCAAUCAAACUGUUUGUCUGCAUUGAAAUGGCAUGAGUUCAACAUGUCUUUGUGGUAAUGUGAUGGGACCUGCAUAAUAUCCUGAAAAUCUGGAAAAACAGAUGGCGAACCCCUGUCGUGACUCAUGACAUCACUAAGGGUCACACACACACACACAUUUUUAUUGGACAGAAUGUUAUUGAUACCAAAGUUUUUAUUAAAAGAUUAUAACCUUA